AUGAAAAUUAAUUCUGCACAUAAGAAUUUGAUCCAUUAUGGAGCUGAAUUGAUGACAUUAUAUGACUCAAAAUACACUGAAAAUGAAGGCGAAACCGUACCUUCAACACCAAGUUUUUUUGUUAAUUUGGAGAAUUUUGAAAGCAGUUUAGAGUUUGAAUCAAAUCACUUAAAUUUGAGUCCUUGGUUGAUUGGAAAAAUAGGAGUCUUACAAAAAAGGAUAGAUGAUAUUCAACAUUCCAACCAUUCUAGAAGAUUUUCUGAUGAUCGAUUGUCUCAAAGUCAGUUAUUUAAUUUGACCAACGAAAUAUUUGGAUUUAACGGUUGGUCAACUUCCAUAGAAGAAAGUAUCGUCAUCGAAAAGCCAACAAAAAUUGAGAAAGUUUGGGGUGAUAAGGAAGAGAAUGACAAUGAUAUCACAUUAAACGCGUCCGAGGUAAAUCCUGAUGAAAAAAUUCACGAAUCUGGUGUUAACCAUGCAAUCGAAGUUGAACGUGAUGAAUCAAACGAGGCUGGCGGUAAUGAGGAAAAAAGUAAUGGAACCGGUAAUAUUGAAGUAAUUAAGCAUUCUUAUUCAGCAGAAUCUAUAUGCAUAAUAAAACUUUAUUUGAAAGAUGGAACUGUUAGAAAAGGAUUUGGGAAGGGUCAAGCUAUAAAUUUACCAAAUAGAAAUUCAUGUUUUGCUAAAUGUAAGAAAGAAGCUGUUACUAAUGCCAUAAAGAAUGCAAUACUAAGUUUAAGAGAUCUUUAUUUCGAAUAUGAAACUGCUCAACUAAAUGUUGAGGAUUUAGGUUUUUGA
Molecule: messenger RNA, 798 nt
Organism: Lodderomyces pseudojiufengensis
Lineage: Eukaryota; Fungi; Ascomycota; Pichiomycetes; Serinales; Debaryomycetaceae
Gene: RAD59
Product: Rad59p
Exons: 2
Coding region: 1-798 (265 amino acids)
Biological process (GO): double-strand break repair via single-strand annealing; double-strand break repair via homologous recombination; mitotic recombination
Cellular component (GO): nucleus
Source: RefSeq, a predicted model, not a curated record